AUGGGUAAACGCGGCGGCAGAAAGGGAAACCGCGGUGGUAGAGGCGGCGGCGGUGGCCGCUCAGAGCGCUCCACCAAUUGGCAAGACAUCAGCCGUACUAACGAAAAGCUCGAGAAAUACUACAACGAGCCUGAGUUCAUUCCCGAGGAAGAAAAGGAAGAAUUCUGGAAUGCAAUUAAGAGAGAUCUGCCGAACAGCUUCCGUUUCACCGGUUCUCGGGGCCAUGCGCUCGCAGUUCAGCAACGACUCAAAGACUUCUACGUUCCCCAAAUCACUUCGAUUGAGUAUGAAGGCCAGCCCGUCGAGCCGCCACGGCCUGUGUCGUGGUAUCCAGACCAGCUCGCCUGGUCGAUGACCACUCCCAAGCAAGUCAUUCGCCGUCAUGCGCCCUUCGCAUCGUUCCAAAAGUUCCUCGUUGCGGAGACCGAAGUCGGAAACAUCAGUCGGCAAGAGCUUGUCAGCAUGAUUCCUCCCCUUCUCAUUGAUAUUCGUCCGGGCAUGACUGUCUUGGAUAUGUGCGCUGCCCCGGGCAGUAAAUCAGCACAGUUAAUGGAGGCUCUGCAUGCCGGUGAAGAGGAAACUAUCCUGGAUGUUGCUAAGCAGGUGAAGGAGGGCAAUGCCGGACCUGAGCCCCUGGGCCCUGAGGGCCUGAAUGAUGACGGCCGUACCACGGGACUACUGAUCGCCAACGACAGUGACUACAAGCGUGCCCAUCUUCUGAUUCACCAGAUGAAGCGUCUCAGCUCGCCUAAUUUGAUUGUGACGAACCACGAUGCCACAAUGUACCCGUCCAUCAAGCUUCCUCCUCUGCCCGCUCCUGAGGGCAAGCGCCCUAUCAACCGAUACCUGAAGUUUGACCGUAUCUUGGCUGAUGUUCCCUGCUCGGGAGACGGCACCGCCCGGAAGAAUUAUGGUGUUUGGAAAGACUGGAGCCCUUCUAGCGCCCUAGGUCUUUACACUACCCAGGCGCGCAUUCUCGUUCGUGCUCUGCAAAUGCUGAAGGUUGGCGGACGCGUCGUGUACUCCACCUGCAGUAUGAACCCUGUUGAGAACGAAGCAGUCAUUGCCAGCGCCAUUGAGCGAUGCGGUGGUGCUGCGAAUGUCAAGAUCAUUGACUGCAGCGAGGAGCUUGCCGGUCUCAAGCGCCGCCCUGGUCUCAAGUCCUGGAAGGUCAUGGAUCGUGAGGGCCGUAUCUGGUCCAGCUGGAAGGACGUCCUUGAGCAGAGACAGCAAGAGGAGACCAGCAACGGCCUGGCGAGACUGGCGGAGGGUAUGUUCCCUCCUUCCGGAGAGACCGCAGAGCUUCCGCUCGAACGCUGCAUGCGCAUUUAUCCUCACCUUCAGGAUACCGGUGGCUUUUUCAUCACCGUUCUCGAGAAAAUCUCCGAGAUCAAGGCGAAGCCUGAAACCUCUGGAAACGUCAUUCCACUCCUGCCCAAGGGAUCAGUUGCAGCGCUUGCCGCCGAGCUUGAUAGUCGCAACAAGAAAGACGCCGAGCCCUAUCAAAAGUUAGAUUCUUUGGAUGAAUUGGUCCCGGCGGACGCCGAAGUCGAGGCCGAAUUGGCCAAGAAUGCAUCGGUCGCCGAGGCUUCCAACCAGCCCCCAUACUCGGUAACCCUCGACGCCUCAGAGCCUGGAUCACCUGCCAAGCGCGAAGGUGAUGAUUUGGACGAUGAAGUUCCAGCGAAGAGAGCUAAGCUCGAUGAUGGUAACGAGGUGUUGAUCGGUGAUCGUCCGGUUCACCGUCCUCCUCCUGCCGUGGUCGAGACUGAGCACGUUGGUACUUCUACCGAGACCACUCCAGCGGCCACUGCUCCAGCUCCCUUGGCCCAAGGGUUCAAGAAGAAGGUGGCCCAGGAAGAGCCUUACAAGUACCUGGACCCUAACCACCCUGAGCUGGUGCCCGUCUAUGAGUUCUUUGAUCUAUCAGAGCGGUUCCCCCGCGAUCGGUGGAUGGUGCGUAAUGCCGAGGGCCAACCCACUCGGACUGUUUACUACACAAGUGCGCUCGCUCGCGAUAUUCUCACGAUGAACGAAGGUUCUGGUAUGAAGUUUGUCCACUGCGGUGUGAAGAUGUUUGUGAAGCAGGAUGCCCAACGUGAGAACGUUUGCCGUUGGCGUAUUCAGACAGACGGGUUGAGAAUCAUUGAGCCGUGGCUCGGCGAUGUCCGCACCGUGACACUGACCCAGAGGGAGACUCUGCGCCGCCUGCUCAUUGAGAUGUUCCCCAAGGUCAAUGACAAUGGUUGGAAGCAGCUUGACGAGAUUGGUGAGCGUGUCAAGGACAUCCCAAUGGGCUGCAGUAUUCUGCGGGUCGAGCCCAACGGCAAGGAAGAUGGCCUAAACGAGCGAAUGGUUCUGCCCCUCUGGCGAUCCCUGCACUCCAUCAACCUGAUGCUUCCUAAGGAAGAUCGCCGCGCCAUGCUUCUGCGCAUCUUUAACGAUUCUACACCUGUCAACAACCACAACAUCAAAACGCAAAAGACUCCCCUCAAGGAGGCUGAGACCGUUAUCGAGGUCGAGCAGGAGACCGAGAUUGAUCCCCCGGUUGCGGUCGAGGAAGAUCUGUUGAAGAAAGAAAAUCUUGCUUUGGGCCAGGAUGAGCAGGAGCAGAUGGACACUCGUGAAACUUAUACCAAGGCUGGCGAUGAGGAGGACCGAUUCAACCAAACUGUCUAA
Molecule: messenger RNA, 2679 nt
Organism: Penicillium oxalicum
Lineage: Eukaryota; Fungi; Ascomycota; Eurotiomycetes; Eurotiales; Aspergillaceae
Product: tRNA (cytosine-C5-)-methyltransferase
Exons: 4
Coding region: 1-2679 (892 amino acids)
Biological process (GO): tRNA methylation
Cellular component (GO): cytoplasm; nucleus
Molecular function (GO): tRNA binding; tRNA (cytidine-N5)-methyltransferase activity
Source: RefSeq, a predicted model, not a curated record